AUGUGAACUUGAGCAGUUGAACAGGCUCCUCCUUUCUUCUCCACGCGUUUCGCGUCCCGAAGUUGGAACAUUGUCCAUGUCCACCUACUAAUUGUCCCCCGGUCGAGUGUCAACAACAACUGUGCGACGGAGAGGGUACCACUGCGUGUGUCGUUGACGAGCCUUGUGAAGCUACGUCGUCCUCUCAAGGGAAAGCGAGUCGGAAAACAUACCGUGGACAUCUUCCCAGCCCAGCAUGCCACGUUCGCAAUCACAUUCCCCCACGACGAGCUCACGCGCCGGCGCCAACGAUCGGCAGGAUCCGGACAACGGAAGCCGGGUCCAAGAGGAGCAUAUAGCACGACAGCAGCAACAACAGCGGCAGGGAGGGAACACGAGCGGCCGAUCGCGAAACGAUGACCAGGACGAGGAUAGUGAUCACGAAGAGUCGCAUCACCAAGGCGGCGAAGUAUCCGAACUCCUACUAGGAGAAGAAGGCGACCUUGAAAUUGAAGAAGAAGAGGAACCGUUCCUCGACGAAGCCUCCCUCGACGACGGACGCGUGACAAUGUCCAUGCCUAUCCCCUCCCCCUCCUGGGACCGAGUCGUCGAGCCCGUAUCGGAAGAUCAGCACUCCGCCGCUGCGGAGUUGGUGGAGAAGGUUGCGGCCAUUGGAAUGCUGGAGGAGGAGGGCAAAGGUUCCCAAGGCUCGGAUGUGAAAGGGAAGAUGGAGAAACCGAAGAAGACGGCACUCUCGCAGUCGUCGGCGGGGAAGAUGUUGAAGGCGAGGAGCGUGAGUAUGGGUGUUAUUGGGAAAGACAAGGCAUCAAAUGCACCCCCGACCCGCUCAAUCUCGUCCCGUAACGUCGUCUCAUCAUCCCACCAAAAUCUGCCACCCUCCAACUCCACUACAACCCUCCUCCAACAAAGUAAACCUCGCUCUGCGUCUACGCGCAAUACCGCAACCAGCAAACGCGUCCCAAGCCUCUCCAAAGAACUCAGCGGCCGGUCAUCGCGCAACCCGUCCCCGCCGCGCCCGGCCGCCAAAUCCCGGCCCGAGACGUUCGAUGUUGGGAAUGGGGAGGGUGAUGAUCCGGUGCUGAUGGAUAUGGACCCGGAUGCUAAUGGAUUUGCGGAGUCGGUUGAUAAGUGGACGGGGUUGAUGCGGAGAGCUAUUGUGGCAGACUUCAUGACCGCCAAAUCGCAAAUGCUCCGCCGCCAAACCCAGCUUAUCAACCAAGCCAAAGCCGAGAUCGCCGACCAUCUCGCCGAUGUCGAAAACAGGCUCAAGACCGCCGAGGCCUAUAUCGUCACCUGUGAGGCGAAAGCGGUCCGGUGCGAGAAUCUGAUGGACGUUUCUUUGGGGUAUCUUUCCAAGAAGCGCCUAAUCUCGCAAACAGGCCUAUUCUUUGCACGCUGGCGCCUGAAAUACGCGGAAGAGCGGCGGUCGCGGAUGGUCAUGCGGCUCGCUGUGCAGCACCAUCGAAGAGCGGUUGCGAGGAAGUUGUUGUUGGGGUGGAAGGAGAUUGCGGGGACGACGUGGCGGAGGACUGUUGAGAGGAGGGUUAAGAUGGAAGCGGAGAAAGCAAUGGAAUCGCUCGCUGGCGAGUACGAUAAGCGGAUCGCACACCUGGAACGCAACCUCACAGAAGUCAACAGCCGCCUGGCUAUCUCCGAAUCGGCGCGCGCGGUGCAGGAAGAAGAGAUGAAGAAGGCGUUCAUGAGGGGUGUUUGUGCGCUUAAUAUGGAGGCUAUGAGUAUGUUUAGGCAUCCCGACGGGGGGGAGGGGGAUACUUUUCUUGCCAAUGCGAAGGGGCAGGGGAAGAAUCUUGAUGGUGGUACUGGAGCAAGUUAUCCACCAGCCCCACCACCCCCGCAAAAUACAUGGGAGGCGCAACAACUGCCCCCACCCGCACACUCACGACCAACGACUGCCCCCCACCCACCGACCACAACCCGCGAACGACAACAUACAAACACGACCGCGGAGGACUUGACCCCGCAACCGCACCCUUUCCGCCAACCGCACCCUUCCGCCUCCCUCUCCACCACCAAUAACACCAACACCCUCCCAACACACCACCAAUACCAAUCCGUAGCCCGCUCCGCUAAACAACUCAUGACCUCCUUCGCGCACCCGCCUCCCCUUCCCCACCACCAACAAUAUACGGUAUCACAACAACAACAACAACAACAGCAGCAGCAGCAGCCGCAACGACAGGAACGCAAAGAAACGGCAAGGGGAUCGGCGUUCGUCACCCGUCACCCGUUUUACGAUCCGGUUGCAAGGGCUGGCGCGGGUGCGGGUGCGGCUGGAGCCGGGGGAGCGUUUGGGUUGGGGAGGGUUCAGAGAUGAAUGGUGGGGCACUCUUUGUGGGAGGGGUAAGGAGGGGGAACGAU
This is a messenger RNA of Fimicolochytrium jonesii, 2379 nucleotides long. RefSeq lists its product as uncharacterized. The record is from RefSeq and is a predicted model, not a curated record. Gene Ontology annotation, cellular component: centrosome. The transcript has 6 exons. The coding region runs from base 236 to 2335 and encodes 699 amino acids. NCBI's taxonomy places the organism in Eukaryota, Fungi, Chytridiomycota, Chytridiomycetes, Spizellomycetales, Powellomycetaceae.